UCCGUGCUCUUGGCGCAGUGAGACGAAGCGGAAGAGAAAAAACAUCCCUGCUCCUGUCUGUCUGUCUGUGGUCUGUGUCAUCGAUUCAGGAGCGAACAAGUCGGCUGUGGUCGCCGUGCUUACAUCCGACCCCCCGUUAAACAGCAACAUCGGACGGCCACGACACAAGGGGGAAUGGAGUCGCACGGCAGAGACGAAGUGAAAGGGCCGGUGCUGCACAUCGUGGUGGUUGGAUUUCACCACAAAAAGGGCUGUCAGGUUGAGUUCUCGUACCCGCCGCUGCUGCCAGACGAGGGUCAUGACAGCAACCUGCUGCCAGAAGAGUGGAAAUACCUCCCUUUCCUGGCUCUUCCUGACGGAGCCCACAACUACCAAGAGGACACUGUGUAUUUCCACUUGCCGCCCCUCAGUGGAGACAUGAAGUGUGUCUAUGGAGUUUCCUGCUAUCGCCAAAUAGAAGCAAAGGCCCUGAAGGUCCGUCAGGCUGACGUUACCAGGGAGACGGUUCAGAAGAGCGUCUGUGUCCUCAGUCGAGUGCCUCUCUACGGUCUACUUCAAGCAAAACUGCAGCUCAUCACGCACGCCUACUUCGAGGAGAAAGACUUUUCACAGAUCUCCAUCCUAAAGGAACUUUACGAUCACAUGAACGGCUCGCUGAGGGGAUCCUCUCUGGAGGGAUCACAGGUUUAUCUAGGGUUAUCACCAAGAGAUCUAAUACUGCACUUCAGGCACAAGGUUCUCAUCCUCUUCAAGCUUAUUCUGCUGGAAAAGAAGGUCCUGUUCUAUGUGUCUCCUGUCAACAGACUAGUUGGAGCUCUGAUGACGGUUUUAUCGCUGUUUCCAGGUAUGAUUGAGCACGGCCUGGUGGACUCGUCUCACUACAAACCUAAGAGCAGCGUGUCGGAGGACCUCAGUCUGGUGGAGAGCAUCUCUGGAGCUGAGGAGUUCGUCUCUGUGUCCGCCACCGACAUCGCCAGCACCCCCCUGGAGCUGGAGACGGCCCAGUCGGCCUCAGACGCCCUGUCCUCCGGGAACAGCACGGAGGGGGACAGCAACCACCACCUCAAGCCCCCGACGCGCACCUCUCCAGAGUCCUCCGAGAGCGACUGGGAGACUCUGGACCCCAGCGUGUUGGAGGAAACCGGUCCUAAAGAGGCAGCCGAGACGGAGCCGGGGCUCCCGGACGCCUUCGACUCCAAACCUGGGACGCCCAUCACUGUGCAGCCGCAGGCGGUCAGCGAUCAGGGAGCUGUCAGCCAGGGCCUGGUGUCGGGUCUGGAUGAGGACCAGUACGGCCUGCCACUCGCCAUCUUCACCAAGGGUUACCUCUGCCUGCCUUACAUGGCCCUGCAGCAGCAUCACCUCCUGUCAGACGUGUCGGUGCGAGGCUUCGUUGCCGGGGCGACCAACAUCCUCUUCCGCCAGCAGAGGCACCUCAGCGACGCGAUUGUUGAAGUGGAGGAAGCUCGCAUCCAGAUCCAGGACCCGGAGCUCCGAAAGGUCCUGAGCCUGACGACGGCAGACCUGCGCUUCGCCGACUACCUGGUGAAACACGUGACGGAGAACAGAGACGACGUCUUCCUGGACGGGACGGGUUGGGAGGGCGGAGACGAGUGGAUCAGAGCCCAGUUCACCCUCUACCUCCACUCGUUACUGUCCUCUGCAUUACAGCAAGAUAACGAGAGGCUGCUGGCUGACUACGGUGCGCCCUUCGUCACGGCGUGGAAGAUCACCCACAACUAUCGGGUGUGGUACAGCAACAAGCACCACGCCAUGACCGCCAUCACCCCAGGUCACCCGUUCCAGGGCCAGUACAGUGUCACAGACGUGAAGCUACGACUCUCACACUCGAUGCAGAACAGCGAGCGAGGGAAGAAGAUCGGGAACGCCAUGAUGACCACCAGUCGCAGUGUGGUCCAGACCGGGAAGGCCGUGGGUCAGUCAGUGGGCGGAGCGUUGACCAGCGCGAAGACGGCCAUGUCCUCCUGGUUCUCCACGCUGGCCCAGCCCGCACAGAUAACCACCCCGACGGGUCCCGAGCCAGACGCAGAGGUUAAACCAUGACUCUCGAAAACCCCCCCAGUGACUGUGUCUCCUCGUCCUCCGUGAGCCCCGCGCUCGUUUUAGUCAGGAUGCGAGCGUCUUUCUUCAAAUCUGAGUCUGAACCGUAGAACCAGGGAGUCACCAAACCAAGAUGGAAGGUUCUGAACUUUUUUCCAGCAUCGCAUUAAGCAGGAUGCCACUCCGGGCAGCAAGGCAGCACUGCCAUUACACUAACUGUACAGUCCAUAUCCACUGUGAGGCAGGAACUGCCACUGCUUUUGAUCAAAACCAGAAAAUUCGGCAGGCUGCAUUAUGUCUGAGAGCCUGUUUGUCGCUGCUGCAGUGUGGUAUCGCUGGAUGCUUUUCUGUGAGACACGAAAGAUGCUGUCUCUGGGUUUGCGGUGUUCACUUUUCGCUGCGUAUUUAUACAGUUUGUCUAUAUAUAGCUGACUAUUUUGCUGAGAAUGGAAAAAAAAAUAAAUCUGUCACAGGAUUUGUCAGAAUAGCAUGAGCUGCAGCACCUUGAGAAAUGGUUUCACAUUUAAAUCCACUCUGACUCAUGUUGGUCAGCUCCUCUGGAGAAACACUGUGGUUCUUGUGGUAUUGUGUAAUUUCAACUAAUGUCCAGUGACUUAAGUAUUAAGUAACAGUUUUUCAAGGUGGAUUCUUUUUAAUUUCAAUUAAGUGUGAGCAUGCAAAAAAAAAAAAAAACUGUUACAAGACUGACAAAAUGCAGCUGAUGUUGUAGAAGUCGAGUCACAAUUGAAUACGCUAUAAAAUAACCAGGAUGAUAUGUAAACACGUCACGGUAGCUGAAGCAUUUUAGCCGACAGUGUGUUAAACCAGCUUAACUAAGAUCCUUUUUACUGUUUAGUUUGAAAAGAAACACAUUCACGAACGUAUCCAACAAAGUUUUGAUGAGACCAAAACUUAAAAGAAGGUGAAGAUUAGAGUCUGAACUUCCAGGUAGCUUUAGCUCGCUACCGUUUUUAGCAUUAAAGGACUAAAUAGAUGCUAAAGGCUUUAGCUAACGUCACAAGAAAAACUAAAUAAAUCAGUGUCAUCACAUAUGCAUUGACUGGGGGUACUAAAAAUGUUAUAUUAUAGAAUUAUUAUAUUAUAAAAAACAUUAUAUAAAUUCAUUUUCUUCUUCAAAGCUUGUUCAGUACAUUUUUAAUUAGUUUUGUCGCAGCCCUAAACUUAACUUACUCAAAAAAUAUUAAAAUAAAUGACACAAUUACUAAAACAACCACAGUGUUCUCACAGAAAUCCUUGAGAACGUAAUGCCUGACUUGUCCCUUAAUUAUGAAGGAACCUGCACCCAGCUCUGUGUUUUGAGGUGUUGUCAACCCUCACCCAGGCCUUUUUGUACUUUGCUGUCAGUAAAUAUAAAUAUAUAUAAUGGAGAUCUAUAUUUAGUAAAGCAGAAGAUAGUUUAAAGGCAGUUAACUUAUUUAUUUGUUGUGUAACUUUUUAAAAAUAUCCAUGUUUUGUCACGACAACACUGGAACAAGUCCCAGUCUGCGGACCACUGUAUGUAUUUGCACAGAGCAGUCGUUAUAUUCUUUCCAUGUGCAUCUUUUCCUCGUGUACCUGUAGUUUCGAGGCGCUCACAGGGCCUCUUCCCUCCGCGCUACAAGCCCUCGACAACAGUUGGAUUAAAAGUGGUCCAGUCAGCAUGCCCUGUCCAGUCCAGUUCAGUUUUACAGCCGUCAUGAGUGUUUGCUUUUAAAUGUUUGCUUAGAUUUGGUUUUUCUUUACACCUUCUUCGGCCACUUCUGGAAUUUUAUUUUUACUUCUGGAUUAAGUACGGUAAAAUUACAGCUGCUUUUUUUUUUUUUUUUUUUUUUUAAAUCCUCUGAUGAUAUAUUUUCAUUUUGUAUUUUAAAAGAAAACGUGAAUGUAUUGUGAACUGAGAUUCACGCGAUAUUUUUCUUGACAGAUGCUUUUAAUGUAUUGGAGAAUCAAAGUGAUAUUAUACCCUAUUGCUGUAUUAAAAAUAACAACAAAACAGAAAUAGCGCGGCCUUUUUUCGUUGCGGGAGCAUUCUUCUAAUCCUUUUGGGUUUAUGUUUGGGAACAAAUGUGGCUCAGCCAAACAAAGCAGAGGCAAAUGUGUGUUUGUAGAGAGGGGCUGUUGUUGUGGUGCCGGCACAUGGCUCGACAAAAACACACCCAUGCGCCGUCCAAUAACUAUUCGGCAGCUUCACAGGGACCUCGAGAACCCGUUGACCUCGGGGCAGGCAGGAACUCACACCCACUGAUCCCGACUGAAUAAAUAAUAAAGCCCGAUGAGCCGCCACCGAACUCGCAUGGAAACAGAAAAAUAAAAGCAAAUACACAUUAGUUUCCCACCAUGAAUCAACUCAUUUCAUGUAAUGAAAUUUGAAAUAGUGCCAGUUGUGUAUUAUAACACAUUCAAUUGUGUGACUCAAAAACUUUUAAAGAAUAUGUUUAAUGAAUAUAUAUAUUUUUUUUAACCAAAAAGAAUCAUUUACAACUGACUCAGUCACUUUUUGUAGACUUUUCAAUAAACCCACCACAUCCGAGUCAAAAACAAACCAAACAGGAAGUCAGUUUCAGGAACGUUUUUGGUAUGUUUUUUAAUAAAUUAACGUUCAUUCAAAAUACAGUGCCAAAGGAAUAUGAUGCAGCCAAACAUGCUAGUAAGGUUUGUCAUGAAGCACCUGUGCUCAUGUUUGUUUUUUUUUUUCUGUUUUUUUUCUUUUUUUUUAAAGUUGGAGGAAGAACCCCUCCCCUCCCCGACCCGACCCCUUCUCCACUGCUGCUAGUGGUUGCCGGGACGAUUUCCAUAGCAACAGCUCUGGGCCAGCCCUCUCCUCUAAUAACCCAUCAGCAGCAAGAUUUCUCAGUAUUCACUCAGAGAAAUGAAAUCCGAUAGGAAAAAUGGACAUCUACCCACAAUCACACUACAGUAAUGUCUGAUAUUAAAUUAAAAAAAAAAAAAAAAAAAAAAAAA
Molecule: messenger RNA, 5022 nt
Organism: Mugil cephalus (flathead mullet)
Lineage: Eukaryota; Metazoa; Chordata; Actinopteri; Mugiliformes; Mugilidae
Gene: avl9
Product: AVL9 homolog (S. cerevisiase)
Exons: 16
Coding region: 175-2064 (629 amino acids)
Cellular component (GO): cytoplasm
Source: RefSeq, a predicted model, not a curated record